AUGAGAGGAUUGGUGAACAAGCUCGUAUCCAGAUCUCUCUCCGUCGCCGGGAAAUGGCAGCAGCAACAACUUCGCCGUCUCAACAUCCACGAGUAUCAGGGAGCUGAGUUGAUGGGAAAAUUCGGAGUUAAUGUGCCAAAGGGAGUCGCAGUUUCUUCCUUGGAUGAAGUGAAAAAGGCUAUCCAAGACGUUUUCCCUAACGAAAGCGAGUUGGUCGUUAAGAGCCAGAUUUUGGCCGGUGGAAGAGGUCUUGGAACAUUCAAGAGUGGCCUUAAGGGUGGUGUUCACAUUGUUGGCCGUGAUAAGGUUGAAGAUAUUGCUGGGAAGAUGCUAGGACAAGUACUCGUCACCAAGCAAACUGGUCCUCAGGGAAAAGUAGUUAGCAAGGUUUACUUGUGUGAGAAAUUAUCACUCGUCAAUGAGAUGUACUUUUCCAUAAUUCUGGACCGUAAAUCUGCUGGACCGUUGAUAAUUGCCUGUAAAAAGGGUGGUACCAGCAUUGAAGAUCUUGCUGAGAAGUUCCCUGACAUGAUCAUUAAGGUACCAGUUGAUGUAGUUGCAGGAAUUACCGAUGAAGAUGCUGCUAAGGUUGUGGAUGGUCUGGCUCCGAAAGCUGCUGACAGAAAAGAGUCUAUUGAACAAGUGAAGAAGCUUUACGAACUCUUCCGCAAGUCUGACUGCACAAUGUUGGAAAUCAACCCCCUAGCUGAGACAUCCACUAACCAAUUGGUAGCUGCUGAUGCCAAACUGAACUUUGAUGACAACGCUGCUUUCCGACAAAAAGAGGUGUUCGCCCUUCGUGAUGCAACACAAGAGGAUCCACGAGAGGUGGCAGCUGCAAAAGUUGACCUGAACUACAUAGGAUUGGAUGGAGAGAUUGGUUGCAUGGUGAAUGGUGCUGGAUUGGCCAUGGCAACCAUGGACAUCAUUAAAUUGCACGGUGGAACUCCUGCCAAUUUCCUUGACGUUGGUGGAAACGCUUCUGAACACCAGGUGGUGGAGGCGUUUAAGAUACUGACAUCGGACGAGAAGGUGAAAGCAAUAUUGGUGAACAUAUUCGGUGGGAUAAUGAAAUGUGAUGUGAUUGCUAGUGGAAUUGUGAACGCUGCAAAAGAGGUGUCACUGAAGGUACCAGUGGUGGUUCGUCUGGAAGGUACAAAUGUGGAACAGGGAAAGAGAAUACUCAAGGAGAGUGGAAUGAAGCUCAUAACAGCCGAUGAUCUCGAUGAUGCAGCAGAGAAAGCUGUUAAAGCAUUAGCUAAUUAG
This is a messenger RNA of Microthlaspi erraticum, 1266 nucleotides long. NCBI's taxonomy places the organism in Eukaryota, Viridiplantae, Streptophyta, Magnoliopsida, Brassicales, Brassicaceae. The record is from the annotation of a GenBank genome assembly.